AUGAACGAUGGGGACACCGAUACUGAUCACAGGGAGAAUGAGCGACCUGCUCAACCUGACCGAGAUGUGAGACCUUGGGUCCCCUGGACAUUACGCCGCCCAUUCCUCUGCUCACUGGCGGGGCUAUUCCUGAUUUUCGGCAUCGUACUGGAAGUUCUCCGCCAAGUCUCGGAACGCAAACAUGGCCUGGUCAUCUACAAAACAGUCGAAGAGAUGCCGAAAAUCAUCUCAGGAGUCUACAUUUACGUCCCUGUGGCUCUGGCAGUGGUAGCGGUGACCUUGUGGCAGUUUUGCGCCGCCGAUGCUCUUCGUCUGGAGCCGUACUUUCAGCUCGCAAAACCCGAGGGCGUGUCUGCAACAGCUCUCUUUACCAACUACACAUUUCGCCCUGAUGCGAUGGCUCCGAUCAUUGCGGUCUGCAAUCGCCACUGGUUGAUUUUACUUAUUUCCACCUUGUCUGUUGGUUUUCGGAUCUCGUUGCCGUCCUUGCUCUCAGGUCUCGUGGUGUUGACCGAAGCAGAGCUCAAGCAAGCGUACAAUGUUACCACCUGGCCAAAGUUGCUCGAUGAAGAUACCCAGGAAAGCUGGUUUGCCGCUCAGACCGUUCGUGAAACCAAUCAUUCAAUGAUACGCACCACCGAUGAAUUCUUGCUCUACCGGUCCUUUGAUUACGCCACAGCGGCAGUCUCUAUGCCGAUCGAUGAGAAUGAAACAUCCGUUUUAUCAAUCAACCAGACAGUAUAUUGGAGCGAGCUGAGUUGUCAGAAUUCUUCAUUAACGAACAUCACAUGGCAAUCGUACCCAACGGAGAGUGAUAUCAGCAAUCUUCGGCAGUGGCGCACGGAAGGGGUGAGUUUUCCUUCUGGCCACGAAGACUCUGCUUGUAUUGUCAACUUCACCCUCAAUACUACAAAGCACCAACAAGAUGGUGCAUUCCAGCUGCGCUACUGGGAGCCGAUUCUUACUCAAUCUGUGUCCAGCCAGGGCCCAGUGUUUGGUAACAAGCACUGUGAAGACUACGCACUCCUCGGCUUAUUCGUUGACAUCGAUGAGGGCUCGCAGAAAAUCGCAGGUCAUAUUUCCAACGCUACAGCAUUUGCCUGCAGUGCGAAAUAUCAGUCAGCGGAGGCCCAAGUGAAACUCGGCGUCGAUGCCUCGAUAAGCGAAGUUGAGGUUAACUCAUCUACCAUCAAGGAACUCCAAAAAUCACAAUUCUUCGACGAGGGGUUUCGGGAGUUUCUCUAUGAUAAAAUGAGUCUACUUGAUUAUUCGAAUUCGCAAACCCGGAAGGCUUCUACGAAAACUUCACUUAAUUAUCAAUCGUCACGACCUAUUCUUGAUCUGGAUCAGAGCGGUCUUUCUCCAGCAGUCGAUCUACUUGAGUAUCAAAACCAGGUCGCUCGCUUUUGGAAAUCCGAGUUUACCAUUGCCAUGAACAAAUUAUUUGACGUGACAAUUUCAACCAACGUUGAAGCCAGUCAAGCCACAACUUUUGUGGUCCUGGAUGUUUUAUCAAAGCCGGCUGUCACAGCAGAAAUGUUCCUGCUGACUGCCGUGCUUUUGCUUCUUUUACUAGUGAUUGUAUACCCUCGACGCCCAAACUUUCUCCAAAGUGACCCCGGAUCAAUUGUGGCUCAGUGUGCCGUCGUUGCGGAUUUGUUUACCCACGAAAAUCCCCUGACCAAAUUCGAUAACAAGUUCAGCCAUGCCACCUCCCAACAGCUUCGUCGAUGGGCGAAGAACUUCAAGUGUCAAUGGACUGAUGGGCCGAAUGGCAGAAAGAUUGAUAUCGUCCCAGUGUGUUCCAACAUGUCACCAGCAGAGCUGGCACUACCGCUCUCCAGGAGACAUACAGACCGGAGACCUCACUUCGUCAUUCUGCCCUGGUUUCUAGCAGAGUGUGUCUUACUGAUGGGUACCGUGGUCACAUACGGCCUCUCUCUGAGUGCGUUUUCAGUCAGAGAUAUCAACUACAGGUCCAAUAAGCAGUUUGGGUUCAUGGUAUUCUUGUUGUUUGGGCCCACACUCAUAUCAUCAUUGGUCAGCUCUCUACUUGCUUCAGUCUUGCGAUCUUUGACUAUAAUUGAAACCUGGGGGCGACUGCAGAAAGGGAGGGCCUCACUUCAAAAGACACUGGCAAAGAACUACGGAUCCCACAUCCCACUGUCAAUCCUUUUCCACAAUAUUUGUCAAGGGCCCGCGAUUCCCAUAGCUCUGUCUAUCAUCUGCACACUGGGACUCUUCCAUACAAUUGUCAGUGGUGGAAUGUUUGAAUCCCAAAACAAAGCUUACAGCGAAAAAGUCACCAACCUCUAUGAUCUCAGCGAUAAUACGUCGUUCCGAAUUCCUACUUCAGACCUCCAAUUUGAUGGAAUUGGUCUAAUGUUGAACCACCUGAACAGAGGCACCCCUAUUUUCCCUUGGCAAGAUGAUCAACAUGCGUUUCUUCCCAUGCCUUUCUCCGACAUAAAGCCCGAGAUAACAACCGUGGACUACACGGCCGUGACAACUGGAAUUGGAGCAGACCCUCGAUGCCAUCAAAUCUAUUUGGAUCAACCACAGAUUGACCACCUCUCAGGAUUGCAAAGUUGGAACUACACAAACCCAUCCGGUCUCACUUGCACAAUGCAGGACCAGAACGCCACCAAAGGCGCCUUCAUCAAGAGAUCCAUAUCAUAUCUGCAACCGGACUCGGUCUCUUCUAUGGAUCCUAGCUGCCAAUCCGCAGUGGUAGUACUCGCUCGCUGGGAUACCAUGAUGAGAUCGCCAAUGAACACCCAAAACUACAUCGCCCUGGCAUGUGAUGUUUCUAUCGCAGUUAGGCAAUCCGAAGUCACAUUCAGCGGAGAUGGCACUGUAUUAUCUUCUCGGCCCACAAAAGAUUCAACCGUACACAACAUGUCACACUCUGAAGUGGCACAUUUCAACGGGGUGAUAAUGAGCUAUACGAAACCGUAUACACCUCUUGGGAAUGCAUCUUUCUUCCAUCUUGAUUGGGCUGGAAUGAUGACCGUAGCUCAAUACGAUCGCCAUCACGCCAGCUCCCAGUUAUCUUUCGAACCCGAGUAUCUGAUCACUGCCGUCCAGUCAACAUAUCAGCAGAUCUUCCGUGCUUAUCUCAGCUUCAACAUGGACUUGUACUAUCGAGCAUACACUGGUUUUGUCACUCCAAACGUGGCAGCGACGAAAGUUUCAACUACCUGGGGUCUCUUCCCAUCGCCCGUGUCAAUCAUUAUGGCAAUGGUCCUGUUGUCGCUAGAUGUCGUGAUGGUCAUCAUCGUCUUCACUGCACGCUCUACCUAUUUCCGUGCCCCUCGAAUACCUACCACGUUGGGCUCGCUGAUCCCAUGGAUCGCCAACAGCAACAUGAUAUCUGACUUCCGAGAACUGGCACGGAUAGGAAAAAGCAAGUCGCAGAUAUACCAAGUGCAGAGCGAGAGACAGUACCGAUUUGGUCUUUCUGAUGAUGGGACUGAUGAUGGAAGGUGGUUACUUGACUACGAUCAUUCGAAUCUCGAAGAUAUUGGCCAUGAGCUGGACCAGUUUCCUCAUUGGUCAUCGGCCAGCAGAUUCCUCCGCGGCCGGUUUUCGCAAUCGCACGGUGCUGGAGACGUGGCUAUCGCUUCUUCAACUCAGCGGGCAUCUUAUACCUCAAGAUUUACUGGAUAUAUAGGGAACCUUAUCAAAAGGCGAGCAAAAAGACACACCUUGCCUCCAUAG
Penicillium salamii is the source of this 3720-nucleotide messenger RNA. NCBI's taxonomy places the organism in Eukaryota, Fungi, Ascomycota, Eurotiomycetes, Eurotiales, Aspergillaceae. The record is from the annotation of a GenBank genome assembly.